This is a messenger RNA of Gallus gallus (chicken), 1729 nucleotides long. It is a transcript of the gene GSL, whose product is annotated as glutamine synthetase-like. Lineage: Eukaryota; Metazoa; Chordata; Aves; Galliformes; Phasianidae. Gene Ontology annotation, molecular function: glutamine synthetase activity. Gene Ontology annotation, cellular component: cytoplasm. The transcript has 7 exons. The record is from RefSeq and is a predicted model, not a curated record. The coding region runs from base 180 to 1304 and encodes 374 amino acids.
UCAGCGCUGCCUGCAUGGGUACCUGGGAACGCUGUGAUGCUGCGUCUGUGGCAAAGCAAAAAGGCAGCACGGCCUGUUUAACUGAUCUGCUUGAGAGUGGCUUUUCAGAAGUUGCCACUAUAUCGAAAUAAUCUGCUGCAGCUCACACCUGUUCGCUCAGCUCUUGCAGGGCCGUCGCCAUGUCGGUGUCACACAGCUCCAGGCUGAACAAGCUGGUGCGGGAGCAGUACAUGAGGCUGCCCCAGGGCGGGCUGGUGCAGGUCACCUACGUCUGGAUCGACGGCAGCGGCGAGGGCGUGCGCUGCAAGAGCAGGACCCUCGAUAAGGAGCCCAAGAGCAUUGAAGAUGUCCCCGAGUGGAAUUUCGAUGGCUCCAGCACAGCGCAGGCGGAGGGCUCCAACAGUGACAUGUUCCUGGUGCCCGUCUGCAUGUUCAGGGACCCCUUCUGCCUGGACCCCAACAAGCUGGUGCUGUGCGAAGUGCUGAAGUACAACAGGAAACCCGCAGAGACCAACCUGAGGCACACCUGCAAGAAGGUGAUGGAUCUGGUGAAGGACAGCCACCCCUGGUUCGGGAUGGAGCAGGAAUACACACUGCUGGGUGUCAACGGCCACCCCUACGGCUGGCCUGACAACGGCUUCCCUGGCCCACAGGGCCCUUAUUACUGCGGGGUUGGAGCAGAUAAGGUGUACGGACGUGACAUUGUGGAGUCCCACUACAAGGCUUGCCUCUAUGCGGGCGUGAAGAUCUGCGGCACCAACGCCGAGGUGAUGCCCUCCCAGUGGGAAUUCCAGGUAGGCCCGUGCGAGGGCAUCGAGAUGGGUGACCACCUCUGGAUGGCUCGCUUCAUCCUCCACCGUGUCUGCGAGGACUUUGGGGUUGUGGCCACUCUGGACCCCAAACCGAUGACCGGCAACUGGAACGGGGCCGGCUGCCACACCAACUACAGCACCGAGGAGAUGCGGAAGGAGGGAGGCCUCAAACACAUCGAAGCCGCCAUCGAGAAGCUGAGCAAGCGGCACGACUACCACAUCUGCGUCUACGACCCGCGGGGCGGCAGGGACAACUCCCGGCGGCUCACCGGCCACCACGAGACCUCCAACAUCUUUGAGUUCUCUGCUGGAGUGGCCAACCGUGGAGCCAGCAUCCGCAUCCCGCGCCAGGUGGGCCAGGACGGCUUUGGCUACUUUGAAGACCGGCGGCCAGCGGCCAACUGCGACCCCUACGCGGUCACCGAGGCCAUCAUGAGGACCACGGUGCUCAAUGAGACCGGGGUGGAGACCAAGGAGUAUGCUGAGCACUGAGGCCGUGGGAUGGGUGAGGGUUUUCAUGUUGACACUAAUUGUGCCCGUGCUCUCGGCUGCGAGCUCAGACUCUUUAGAAACCUCGCUUCUGGUUUUGUGAAACGUUGCCUUAGCAAUCUUAUAUAUUUUAUAGUAAGAGGGAGGGGCCCAACCCAUUUUCUCAACCACUUUUUCUGGUUCCUGGUUUUAGGUCACACCUGGGAGGUUUGGUUUUUUGGUUUUUUUUUUUUUAGAACUUGGAUUGAAUUUUUUUCCUUCUGAUGGACUUUACACUGUGAUGUACAUAGAUUCCUACAUGGAAGCUGCAGCUGCUGCUGUUUGCACCUGGGCAGGGUGUGUGCUUUUUUUUUUUUCCCCCAGUAUCUCUGUUGCAAGGAAAUGAUAAUAAAGAAUUUUCCUGGCUGCGUGGCAGCCGUGUUAUCCUG